AUGCUUAAAUCUGGUAGACUCAACUUUCUCAAGUUGAAUAUCAAUUCACGAUUACUAUACUCAACGAACCCUCAACUGACUAAGAAGGUCAUUGGUAUCGACCUGGGUACCACGAAUAGUGCUGUUGCAUAUAUCCGUGAUUCUAACGACAAAAAAUCAGCUACAAUCAUAGAAAAUGAUGAAGGACAACGAACCACACCAUCUAUAGUUGCCUUUGAUGUCAAAAGCUCGCCACAGAAUAAAGAUCAAAUGAAAACUCUUGUAGGGAUGGCAGCUAAAAGGCAAAAUGCUAUUAAUUCUGAAAACACUUUCUUUGCUACAAAGAGACUUAUUGGCCGUGCAUUCAACGACAAGGAAGUUCAGCGAGAUAUGGCUGUUAUGCCAUAUAAGAUUGUCAAAUGUGAGUCAAAUGGGCAAGCCUAUCUCAGCACGUCUAAUGGUCUCAUUCAAUCACCAAGCCAGAUAGCAUCUAUAUUACUGAAAUACCUGAAACAAACUUCAGAAGAAUACUUAGGCGAAAAGGUUAAUUUGGCAGUUAUUACAGUUCCAGCAUAUUUUAAUGAUUCUCAAAGGCAAGCCACAAAAGAUGCCGGCAAGUUAGCUGGCCUAAAUGUUUUGAGAGUUAUUAACGAACCAACUGCGGCCGCCUUAAGCUUUGGAAUUGAUGAUAAGAGGAAUAAUGGAUUAAUUGCAGUUUACGAUUUGGGUGGUGGUACAUUUGACAUAUCCAUCUUGGACAUUGAAGAUGGCGUGUUUGAGGUUCGUGCUACUAAUGGUGACACGCAUUUAGGUGGAGAAGAUUUUGACAACGUCAUUGUAAACUAUAUUAUAGAUACCUUCAUUCAUGAAAACCCUGAAAUUACACGGGAAGAAAUUACGAAGAACAGGGAGACAAUGCAAAGGUUAAAAGAUGUUUCUGAAAGAGCUAAGAUAGAUUUAUCCCAUGUGAAGAAAACUUUUAUCGAACUUCCAUUUGUAUACAAAAGCAAACAUCUACGAGUGCCAAUGACAGAGGAAGAGCUGGAUAAUAUGACUUUGUCAUUAAUCAACAGGACUAUCCCACCUGUGAAGCAAGCAUUGAAAGAUGCCGAUAUCGAACCGGAGGAUAUAGAUGAAGUAAUCCUUGUUGGUGGUAUGACCCGUAUGCCAAAGAUUAGAUCUGUUGUAAAAGAUCUUUUUGGUAAGUCUCCAAAUUCUAGUGUUAACCCAGAUGAAACAGUUGCUUUAGGAGCAGCUAUUCAAGGUGGUAUUCUAUCCGGUGAAAUAAAGAAUGUCUUACUUUUGGAUGUGACACCAUUGACAUUAGGGAUUGAAACAUUUGGAGGAGCGUUCUCACCCUUGAUACCUAGAAAUACGACAGUUCCAGUAAAAAAAACAGAGAUAUUUAGUACUGGUGUUGAUGGGCAAGCGGGUGUUGAUAUCAAAGUUUUUCAGGGUGAAAGAGGGUUAGUGCGUAACAACAAGUUGAUUGGUGAUUUGAAACUUACAGGAAUCACCCCUUUGCCUAAAGGCAUUCCCCAAAUAUAUGUUACUUUUGAUAUCGAUGCGGAUGGUAUCAUCAACGUAUCUGCCGCUGAGAAAAGUAGUGGGAAACAACAAUCCAUUACUGUAAUACCAAAUUCUGGGUUAAGCGAAGAGGAAAUUGCAAAACUUAUUGAAGAAGCAAAUGCAAAUAGGGCACAAGAUAACUUGAUCAGGCAAAGGUUAGAGCUUAUCUCUAAGGCUGACAUUAUGAUAAGUGAUACUGAGAAUUUAUUUAAAAGAUAUGAAAAACUGAUUUCUAGCGAAAAAGAGUAUUCUAAUAUCGUAGAGGACAUCAAAGCUCUGAGACAAGCUAUAAAGAAUUUUAAGGCUAACGAAAAUGACAUGUCAAUUGAUGUAAACGGAAUAAAAAAAGCUACGGAUGCGCUACAGGGUAGGGCAUUAAAAUUAUUCCAAAGCGCAACAAAAAACCAGCAGAAUCAAGGUAAAUAA
Saccharomyces cerevisiae S288C is the source of this 1974-nucleotide messenger RNA. It is a transcript of the gene SSQ1, whose product is annotated as Hsp70 family ATPase SSQ1. Gene Ontology annotation, molecular function: ATP binding; ATP hydrolysis activity. The record is from RefSeq and is marked reviewed. The transcript has a single exon. The coding region runs from base 1 to 1974 and encodes 657 amino acids. NCBI's taxonomy places the organism in Eukaryota, Fungi, Ascomycota, Saccharomycetes, Saccharomycetales, Saccharomycetaceae. Gene Ontology annotation, cellular component: mitochondrial matrix; intracellular organelle lumen; mitochondrion.